AUGGCAAGUGGUGGCCAGAAGCGGAUACUGCAAUUAACUGGGUUUAGAAAGAAAGAGAAAGAGACGCUACUCGAAUAUCUGUUCAAACUGGACUGUGUUUUUUUGGAUAAUAAGCAAUACAGAAACUGUUCACAUCUUAUAGCAAAAAAGCUAUGCAAGAGUGAAAAGUUCUUAGCUGCCUGUGCAGCAGGAAAGUGGAUACUAACUAAGGAGUACAUAAUUAAUAGCGCUGAAAGUGGCAGAUGGCUUGAUGAAACAACCUACGAGUGGGGAUAUGAAAUUGAAAAAGACACCCAUCACUAUUCACCUCAGAGGCAAUCUGCACCUAAAAGAUGGCGAGAGGAACUGGCACGCUCUGGGGCUCCCGGGGCCUUCCACAGAUGGAAAGUUCUCCUCCUUGCUGAGGAAGAUAAUAAACAAAUGAUGUCUAUUAGAAGAGUCCUUGAAGCUGGAAAGGCAACCAUAUGUUCAUCUCAAAACUCAGAGCACAAUAUAACUCAUGUUUUCGUCAGUAGUACCAUUUGUCUUACGCAAACCAGAAAAUACCUGUCUGAUGGUCCAUACUACCCUUUGCAACAUAUAGGAGAUUACCUUUUUGAGAAUGAAAUACAAAACCUUGAAGAUACCCCAGUGGAUGAUGUCCCGGGUGUGCAAGAAGCAGACAAAAUCGUGUCUGACAUGCAGCUGGCUAAAGUGAGAAAUGCUGUUAUAAGACAUAUAUAUUUUGCUGCUGCUGUUAAACACAGUUUUGCUCAGAAAGACUACCUGAAGAAAUGUAGUCCAGAGGUUGAAAGUGCCAGCCUGUCCAGAGGCACAUGUCGGCUGCUUGAAGGAUUAGUGGAAGAGUGUUUAAUUCCUGAUGUGAUCACAGAACUUGCUGCUUGUCAAAAGUACUUCACACCACCUGUGAAAAUUCUUCAUUCUCUUCUAGAGUAUAUCUUCCUGGAAAACACUAAUGCAAUAUUUAUUGCUAAGUUUUUUCAUAUAUUGUACCUUGUUCUCCAACUUGAUCCUCCUUGGAAGUCCCCAUCCAUGUUAAAAUAUUAUUUGGAUCUUCUUCAGUGUCCUGUCUGUAAAAAAGGCACAUGGUCCUUGAUAGAGAUGCUUGUGAGGUCUUGCCUUUAUUGCAAACCCAGUUGUCAUGAAGUCCCAAUUCCAGGGAGAGAAGAUGAACAGAGGAUGGUUCACAAAACAUUUUUGAAGUUUUUCGUUGAUCUGAUAAAAGCUGAAGUAGAGUUCCUGACAACAGGUUUGGUUGAAGGAACCAGUUCACAGCAUCCACAAGUCAUGCCACAGACAGUUCUUCUGAAGACCUUUUGGCUGGAAGGCAAAACCUCAGUGCUUUUUACCAAACAUGUAAAUAUUCUAGCAGAUUGGAUCAUCCUUUCCCAGAGAGAAUUGAGCAGGAAAAAUGAUGCUUUCAGAUGCGAAAUUGUUUUUCUGUUAAAUGCAAUUCUUGGAACCAUAGUGGAAUAUUGGAUCAUCUCAGGUUUGCUUAUGGACAGAAAUGUGUUUCACCAGGUAGCUGAUGACUUGGCCCAUUACUUCGCCAUUUCAUGUAAUGAUUUUUCGAUAUGCAACUUGAAAACUUUCAUUUGUUCCAUGUCAUCCCCCUGGCUUCAGAUGUUUGUGGCAGAAGCAGUUUUUAAGAAUCUGUGUUUACAGAAGAACAUAACUAUUUCUAAAGCACCUCUUUCUCUUCAAAAAAUAGUCUGCUGCUAUUUGCCUGCCUUGCGAGAGGUAGGGAUGCACAAGACAAGAGAGGUACAGAAAACAGAGAGUAAGGAGGGGAAAAGAGGGAGAUGUCUGUGCCCCGAGUCUCCAAGCAUAUUACAGAUGCCGAGCAGCGAUAAGCAGAACCAAGUCAAAGUGCUGCCUGAUCUACCUGACUUGAACAAGUGCCCUUCAUUGAUGAAGACUGGACCAAAAGCAAAAACAGUUAAUGUUGAACACAAGGAGAAUUGCUACCGUUUGCCUAAAAAUGUGAAUAUUUGGAAGAGAAAUCUGAAAGGAGAGACAGCCCUGCACAUAGCUUGCAGAAAUAACAAAGUGGAGAGAUUGAUUCAGCUUCUCUCUUCCCCUGGAAUAGACAUUAAUGUUAAAGACUAUGCUGGCUGGACGCCUUUGCAUGAAGCCUGUAACCAUGGCAGCACAGUGUGUGUCCGUGAAAUUUUGCAGCGUUGUCCAGAGGUAGACCUGCUCAGUCAAGUGGACGGGAUGACUCCUUUGCAUGAUGCACUGUCAAAUGGACAUGUAGAGAUUGCCAAGCUGCUACUUCAGCAUGGGGGUGAGUGCAUUUCUCCUAAGGAAAAAAAAAAAAAGGAGGGGGUAAAAAAAGGGGAAAUUGUCCACUGA
This is a messenger RNA of Indicator indicator, 2355 nucleotides long. It is a transcript of the gene SLF1, whose product is annotated as SMC5-SMC6 complex localization factor 1. The transcript is spliced from 16 exons. Lineage: Eukaryota; Metazoa; Chordata; Aves; Piciformes; Indicatoridae. Gene Ontology annotation, molecular function: protein binding. Gene Ontology annotation, biological process: positive regulation of double-strand break repair. The record is from RefSeq and is a predicted model, not a curated record. The coding region runs from base 1 to 2355 and encodes 784 amino acids.